GAGGCAACUAGGUCAUAUGCGAAAAAAUAAACAGUGGAGGGAAACUCUUGCGAAUUUGAUCAUGUUGAUCAUUAUGUCUUAGCAAUCCAGUAGAAUUCUUCUAGUUUUUGACUUUAUUCCGCCAUGAGUAUGCUAAACCAAGCAGCAGUAGAAGCCCUUUGUUCGGCAACGUAUUUGGAGAACUAUCUCGAUACUAUGGAAAAUUUGCCUGACGAUCUGCAGCGAGUUGUUACACAAAUGCGCGAGUUGGAUAUCCAGUGUAGAGAUAUAAUGCAAGACAUAGAGUAUCACCAAGAAAUUUAUACCAAGGAAGUGGAGGGACUAACCAAGAAAAAGGCUCUUAUGUCCAUACAAAGGGCUCUGAUACGGUGUCAAGAAAUUGGUGAUGAAAAGCUUGGCUUAAUGACCGUCAUAGCAGAGCAUAUUGAAAAUAGGCAGCGACAGCUAGAACAGGAUAGAGAAAACCUAGAUCCCACAUCUUCACGAGAAGUAGAGAAAGAGGAACAGCCACUUACAAUUGUCACUCAAACAAAAGCAGUAAAACAAGAGGACAAGAUAGAGAAGAUGCCAAUGAAACGUCAGAGAAGGCAGAAAACAGCCAAUGACUCUAUAAGUAAAGAGGAAGAGAAGAAGGAUAUUCAAGACAAAGGUCCAAAGAAGAAAAAGAAAAGAAAAGCCACAAAGAAGGAGCAGGCCCCAGCCAGUCCUAUAGAACCCCCCAUUGAUCCUGAUGAACCUACCUACUGCCUAUGUGAACAAGUCUCCUAUGGAGAAAUGAUUGGGUGUGACAAUGAUGCUUGUGUUAUUGAAUGGUUUCAUUUUAAUUGUGUUGCCCUUGUGAACAAGCCAAAAGGAAAGUGGUAUUGCCCAAAUUGUCGAGGAGAAAAUAGUAAAAUCAUGAGAAAAUUUGACAAAUGAUUAAUCAGUAGUUUUGAAUUUAAUUUGAUAAGAAUACAUCUGUUAAUGAAAUAGCAGAUUUCUGAUUUUUAAGUGACAAUGAGAGAAAUGUUUUAUUAUAUAUAAAUCUGUUGUAAUUUUAACUUUAGGAGAAAAAUCAUUUAUAAUAUCAAUGAAUGUUCUGUUAUAUAAAUGUAACUUUGUGCAUUAGUAUGUCAUUACUGUGGAUAAUUGUGAGAAAAAAUUGUUAAACAAUAAUUGUAUUAAAACAAUGAAAAGUAGAAAUUAAUGGGGGUGGGGAGGAAUGUGAAUUAUUGAUAAAUUGCAAAAUUGCAAAAUAAAUAGGAACUUGGUACAUUAUGAAUACAGAGUGUAUAGUGCUAAAUUUAAGGUGUUCUGUAUACUUCAAGUUGAGCUUGUAAAACUAAAUUAGGCCACAGUAAAUUAUUUCUUUGUUUUCUGUUCCCAAGCAGGUAAGUUUUUCCUAAAAAAUUCCUUUGAAAGAAAUAAACAGAAGUUUGUCAAAUUUUCAGUUAUUUUUCUUCGUAUUUUUCAAAUUUCUUUUAAGACUACCUUUGAAAGAAAUAA
Molecule: messenger RNA, 1485 nt
Organism: Saccostrea echinata
Lineage: Eukaryota; Metazoa; Mollusca; Bivalvia; Ostreida; Ostreidae
Product: inhibitor of growth protein 1-like
Exons: 4
Coding region: 124-918 (264 amino acids)
Biological process (GO): positive regulation of DNA-templated transcription
Cellular component (GO): nucleus
Source: RefSeq, a predicted model, not a curated record